CGUCCCAUCACUUUUAGUGAAAGGGAGGAAAGAAACAUUAGGGAUGCAAGGAGAGGCAAGCCCUAGUGCUUCCCUUAUUGACAGAACCAUCAAGAUGAGAAAAGAAACAGAAGCCAGAAAAGUGGUUUUAGCCUGGGGACUCCUAAAUGUAUCAGUGGCUGGAAUGAUAUAUACUGAAAUGACUGGAAAAUUGAUUAGUUCAUAUUAUAAUGUGACUUACUGGCCCCUCUGGUAUAUUGAGCUUGCCCUUGCAUCUCUCUUCAGCCUUAAUGCCUUAUUUGAUUUUUGGAGAUACUUCAAAUAUACUGUGGCCCCAACAAGUCUUGUAGUUAGCCCUGGACAACAAACACUUUUAGGGCUAAAAACAACUGUUGUACAGACUACUCCUCCACGUGAUCUGGCAUCUCCCCAAAUCCCCCCCUCUCCACCUUCCCCUCCAAUUCAGGGUCAGAGUGUAUUGAGUUAUAGUCCAUCUCGUUCACCUAGUACCAGUCCCAAGUUCACCACCAGUUGUAUGACUGGAUAUAGCCCUCAACUACAAGGUCUGUCCUCAGGUGGCAGUGGUUCGUACAGCCCUGGAGUGACCUACUCACCUGUCAGCACUUACAAUAAGUUGGCAGGCUUUAGUCCUUCUCCUUCUUCUCCGUACCCUACCACUGUUGGCCCAGUGGAGAGCAGCGGCUUGAGAUCUCGAUACCGUUCUUCACCCACUGUCUAUAACUCACCUACUGACAAAGAGGACUACAUGACAGACCUGCGGACUUUGGACACUUUUCUUAGAAGUGAAGAAGAGAAGCAGCAUAGAGUUAAGCUGGGAAGCCCAGAUUCUACGUCUCCUUCUACUAGUCCUACUUUCUGGAACUAUAGUCGUUCUAUGGGGGAUUAUGCACAAACUUUAAAGAAAUUUCAGUAUCAACUUGCCUGUAGGUCUCAGGCCCCAUGUGCUAACAAAGAUGAAGCUGAUCUCAGUUCUAAACAAGCUGCAGAAGAGGUUUGGGCAAGAGUGACUAUGAAUAGACAACUUCUUGAUCACAUGGAUUCUUGGACAGCUAAGUUUAGAAAUUGGAUCAAUGAGACAAUAUUGGUGCCACUUGUACAAGAGAUUGAGUCUGUCAGCACCCAGAUGAGAAGAAUGGGUUGUCCGGAGCUACAAAUAGGAGAGGCCAGUAUUACCAGCUUGAAACAGGCUGCCCUGGUCAAAGCCCCUCUCAUUCCAACUCUGAAUACAAUUGUGCAGUAUCUAGACCUAACACCAAAUCAGGAAUACUUGUUUGAGAGAAUCAAAGAACUUUCUCAGGGAGGCUGUAUGAGCUCGUUUAGAUGGAAUAGAGGUGGAGACUUCAAAGGACGAAAAUGGGAUACAGAUCUGCCCACUGAUUCUGCUAUCAUCAUGCAUGUAUUUUGCACCUACCUUGAUUCCAGAUUACCUCCACAUCCCAAGUACCCUGAUGGAAAAACAUUUACUUCUCAGCACUUUGUUCAGACACCAAAUAAACCAGAUGUUACAAAUGAGAAUGUUUUUUGCAUUUAUCAGAGUGCUAUCAAUCCUCCACAUUAUGAGCUAAUCUACCAGCGUCAUGUCUACAAUCUUCCAAAGGGCAGAAAUAAUAUGUUUCAUACUUUGUUAAUGUUCCUCUACAUCAUAAAGACCAAAGAGUCAGGAAUGCUUGGGAGAGUUAAUCUUGGUCUAUCUGGUGUGAAUAUCUUAUGGAUUUUUGGCGAGUAGUUGGUUAUUUAAUUCCAAACAUUUGGACUUUUAUUUUAUUGAACCAAGCUGAAUUUAAGCAUCUUUGAGUCAUUCUCUCUCCUGAAAUAAGAUACAUAUGUGUAUACGUUAUAGAUUCCUUAGAUUUAACCAAAAAAAUUAGCUAUUGUGAAACUUUCUUGUGAAAAUAUACUCUAUAUCUUCUACUUUAAAAACAUUAUCUUUGAUUUUAUGUUGCAUUUCAGAAAUUUGAAUUGACUAUAAAACUGUAACCCUUUGGAUUUUUGUUGACACAAAGUAGAGCAGUUCCUUUAAUUAAAUAAAUUUAAGAACCCUUUUUCUUUGUAACAGGAAUGAUCUACCUCAUUCUUCCACCA
This is a messenger RNA of Urocitellus parryii (Arctic ground squirrel), 2082 nucleotides long. RefSeq names its product transmembrane protein 209 (gene Tmem209). Gene Ontology annotation, cellular component: membrane. The record is from RefSeq and is a predicted model, not a curated record. Lineage: Eukaryota; Metazoa; Chordata; Mammalia; Rodentia; Sciuridae.